Cooperia oncophora is the source of this 306-nucleotide messenger RNA. NCBI's taxonomy places the organism in Eukaryota, Metazoa, Nematoda, Chromadorea, Rhabditida, Trichostrongylidae. The record is from the annotation of a GenBank genome assembly.
AUGAGAAUGGUCACAUCAAAUAAAAACCCAAGGAUUGACCCCACGAAUGACUGUUCCGCGUUCUUUGUGCCGAAAACUGUCAGUGAUACGUACGAGUUCCAGCUUAGGCGGUUUAUUGAAGACAAGUUCAUGGUGAAGUUAGAAACAUAUGCUGAUUUCCACAAGUGGAGUUGCGAGAAUUAUGCACAAUUUUGGGAAAGUGUCUUGAUCUUUUGUGGUAUUAAACUUGGCUCGAGUUACAUCGAUGUAAGUAUUUUUGAUUCCAUUGCAAUAUGGAGACCAAAGAGAGGGAAUGAGUUGCAUUAG